Messenger RNA from Leptosomus discolor (cuckoo roller), 448 nucleotides. Lineage: Eukaryota; Metazoa; Chordata; Aves; Leptosomiformes; Leptosomidae. The record is from RefSeq and is a predicted model, not a curated record.
AUGAACUCAGGGGUGGCAACUGCUGCCUUCCAGGUGCACCCGGAGGGAAAGUUUGUGGUGGACGUGGACAAGAACAUCGAUAUUAACGACGUGACCCCGAACUGCCGCGUGGCCCUGCGCAACGACAGCUACACGCUGCACAAGAUCCUGCCCAACAAGGUGGACCCUCUCGUGUCUCUGAUGAUGGUGGAGAAGGUCCCAGAUUCCACUUACGAGAUGAUCGGGGGCUUGGACAAGCAGAUCAAGGAGAUCAAGGAAGUGAUCGAGCUGCCCGUCAAGCACCCGGAGCUUUUUGAGGCGCUGGGGAUCGCCCAGCCCAAGGGUGUGCUGCUCUACGGACCCCCCGGCACAGGCAAGACCUUGCUGGCCAGGGCCGUGGCCCACCACACCGACUGCACCUUCAUCCGCGUCUCGGGCUCCGAGCUGGUGCAGAAGUUCAUUGGCGAAG